AGCUCGAGCACAAGAUCGAGAUGUGCCAAGACCCGGCAGAAAAGCAACGGCUGACCAGUCAGCUUGAGAGGAAGGAGCUCGUGCCUGACAAACACAGGGCCGAGGCAGAAAGCGCAAUUUGGACAGAAAAAACCUUGAGUCGUGAUCUGGUGGGGCACAGGGAGGCGAACAAACUCUUCUUUCUCGAUCGAUCGCUGUUUGAUCCAAUCAGCUCGUCACAAGCAGGGGUGCGUGUGCUGUACUGCCGAGAUUCCUUCAAUGAGCAGUGGCGUUUCCUUGACGACCGGGUGUGCAAGGCGGGGUGUCUGGGUUGGAUUCUAGGGCCUCCGGGGACGGGGAAGACGACGACGACGAUGUCCUUCAUGCAAUCGCGAGGCAUGGAGGAGGGAUGGAGGGUGAUAUGCUUUCGGCUGUGGAAGUGGGGAAUUGUCGAAUUCUUACAGGUUGAUGAUGGCGUAUUGAGAAAAUGUGAGAUGCCUGCCGACAAUGCGGGGGCUUGGAUACCGAAAUUUCUCAGAGAACGGGCACCGAGCGGGAAGAAGACUUUGGUGUCUAUAGAUGGUUACCGACAGGGGGAGCAAGCACAUGGAUUUGUGCUGAGUGCUUGCCUGUAUUGGGUUCAUCGUGAACUGGAGAAUCGGCGGCUUGUUAUCACAACGUCGAUGAGCUCUCGAGCAAAGAAGAGUUCCGAGCAAGAUGCGAAUGAGAAGGUCGAAGAAAUGAUGGUGUAUUCGUGGACAAUGGAAGAGUAUCUGGAAGCCUGUAGGUACGACGCGUUCUAUAAGAGUGUGGCUGAUGUGAUGAAAUGGAGCUUGGAUGAAGAAGAGGGAAGCAUGGAUGAAGGCGAGGGAAGCAUGGAUGAGACAGAACAAGAGAGAAGGUCGAGAGAAAUCGAGUCAAAGUAUCAGAUUGUAGGAGGCUCAUGCCGAUAUAUGUUUGAACGUAGGACAGAUGAAGCGAUCCAAGAACUCCGUGACGGGAUAGAGGCUGUUCCUGAUUUUGCGUCCCUGUUUGACAUGGGGAUGGGAGAGCGUGCAAACAAUGCUGUGAAUCGCCUGCAUGGGAAGUAUCGUGUCG
Messenger RNA from Guillardia theta CCMP2712, 1077 nucleotides. RefSeq lists its product as hypothetical. The record is from RefSeq and is a predicted model, not a curated record. The annotation marks the transcript as partial. The transcript has 4 exons. NCBI's taxonomy places the organism in Eukaryota, Cryptophyceae, Pyrenomonadales, Geminigeraceae.